This is a messenger RNA of Fraxinus pennsylvanica, 504 nucleotides long. The record is from the annotation of a GenBank genome assembly. Lineage: Eukaryota; Viridiplantae; Streptophyta; Magnoliopsida; Lamiales; Oleaceae.
AUGGUGUGUUAUCUCAUCGUGAAUCGAUUGCCGGAAGGGAAAACCAAAGAGGGAGAAAGAAUUGCAAAUUCUUUCCUCUCUCUCUCUCAGAUAUGUCGAAUUUCAGGGCAUUGUGGAAAACUUGUACCUUCUUGGAAUCGCUGUUUAUGGUGGGAACGUUUUGGGCUUCGAAUUGAUUGCAGAUAUAUCACUGCAUGCCUGGGAGCGGUGGUUUGUCUUGGAUGUCAAACUAACCACAAACUCACUUCCUCACUUGAAAAGCCAUUGAAAGGGAAGAAUCCCCACUCUUCAAAAGCAGCUGGCACAUCUGAGGAUUUCUUGACCACCAGCACUUAUGAGAUGGAAGACAAUACAGUGGAAUCACGAGGAAGCAUCUCCCCAAUUAGUAAAUUAACUCAGAUGCAUGAUGCUCCUGGUGCUGGCUAUUCGAGCAAUCCGUCUGAUUUCAUAAAUCAUGGCAAGUCGAUAGUGAAUGUUUUCAUUGUUGUAUUACAGUUCAAAUAA